UUUAUCCCUCUGCUACGUGCUAGCCUUUCAUGUGAAUGUCAGGAUUUCAAACCUCAACUGUGUUCUUUAUACUCCUUAAAUUAGCCACCACAAAGGAAUGAAUGUCAGAUACUUUAGCUUGAGCAUCACGUGGCUGCUCUUCUGACGUCCUCGCAGAUCUGCCCUUAAGUAUGGAGAGUUUCAUCAAAGUCGUGCAGAGGAUUGAAGGCAGGGGCCUCGGUCCCUCACCGCUGACCGUGGUACGGAGCUUGCGGGGGGUGGCCUAUGAAGGUGAUGCCUUUGUGGAGCACUUUCUUGGAGAUCCCGACCCGUUCCCGAGUGGCGAGAACGAAGCCCCCAUGUGGGAUCCUACACUCUCUGAAUUCAUCCACCUCAUGGUUCGCCAUAGGAUAGUGGGCCAGGCCAGGGAGGAGGGGGUGGUCCUUGGCAGUGAUGGAACCACAGUGGCCCUCGGCUCCCUGCUUCUGGGCAUCGAAGCUGGGCUUGUGGCUGGGGCUGGAGAGUCAGUCUCAGGGCUCUACUCCCUCACCAUAGCCAGGAAUCUAGGUCUAUCCUUCCUGCACUCCCAAGACUCCCAAAUCCUGGGCCCGGACGGCUGCUGGGACAACGUGACCUUUCCCAGAGUGUUCACUCUCUCUGGGCCCCCCUCUCUGGCCACCGAUGCCCUCGUCAAUGGGGGAAUGGACGGAGUGUUACUGGGCAAGUAUCUGUCCACUCAUCCUCUGCAUGCCCUACAGCUGAGCACGGUGUUGAGGGACUACUACGGGCUGCACCCCGGGGGGCCCCCGGAGGGCCCACACCUCAUUAGUUUCCAGCGCAGGGACAACUUCAGGCGGCUGGUCAACGGCUCUGUCCUGCAGGAGCUGGUUCUGGGAUCCCUGGCCACUCUCCAGAGGCUCGGCGAAGCCGAGGACACGGGGCAGGCAGCGGCACUGGAGGACGUGGUCAAAGGGGGGGUGCAGAAGUUUGUCCACAGGUACCUAGAGUGUCCGGUCAUCAUCCCCCGGUGUCAGUGGGGGGCCCGGCCUUACCGCGGCUCCCCCACACAACUGAGCCUCCCCCUGGCAUUCAUGUACAUCCACCACACCCACACGCCCAGGCAGCCGUGCCUCUCCUUCCGGCAGUGCACCGCCGACAUGAGAGCCAUGCAACGCUUCCACCAGGACGUCCGCCGCUGGGAUGAUAUCGGCUACAGCUUCGUGGCGGGCUCAGACGGCUAUAUCUACGAGGGCCGAGGCUGGCAGUGGCGGGGGGCCCACACCAGGGGCCACAACACGCGGGGCUACGGCAUCGCCUUUGUCGGCGACUACACCGCCACUCUGCCGGCCCGGCGCUCCCUGGAGCUGGUGCGGGAGUCCCUGGCGAGCUGCGGCGUGAUGGCCGGCUGGCUCACCGGCAACUUCACCUGGCACGGCCACCGGCAGCUCGUCAACACGUCCUGCCCCGGCGGCGCCCUGUACCUGGAGAUCGAGAGCUGGAAGCAGUUCAGAUCACGGGACCAAGCAGCCCGUCACCAUUAA
Molecule: messenger RNA, 1520 nt
Organism: Paramormyrops kingsleyae
Lineage: Eukaryota; Metazoa; Chordata; Actinopteri; Osteoglossiformes; Mormyridae
Gene: pglyrp2
Product: peptidoglycan recognition protein 2
Biological process (GO): peptidoglycan catabolic process
Molecular function (GO): N-acetylmuramoyl-L-alanine amidase activity; zinc ion binding
Source: RefSeq, a predicted model, not a curated record